UCUGUCUCAGAUCCGGUGGCCGUUCCUGUGGAACCAGAGGAGGAUAAAGCUGAUCAAUCCGACCCGGAGAAGGAGGAGGACGUCGGCAUCACCUUCGUUGCUCGGAAGGUGGAGACGCCCAAACAGCGACCCAAAUCAGUCCCAGCAGCUCUGGACGUUUGCCAGAGCCCGUCGCCCCUUCACCCGUCGCUGCCCAGUGAGGACAGCCAUCUGCCCUGGAAGGGCGGCGUGGGGUCGCCCCCACCCUGCGUGUCGGUGGAGGCCACCAAGAUCAUCCCGGUGGACCUGCAGCAGGCCUGGAACCAGAGCAUCUCCUCCCUGGAGAGCGUCUCGUCGCCUCCGGCGCCCGCUGAGCCUGUCCACCCCCGCGUCAGCGCCCUCUCCAGGCUGGGAGGGUCCCGCCCCGCCUCCUACACCGGCCCUAUCGGGGCGGCGCCCGCCCAGGCCCCGGCCGCCUUCUGUUUCCCUGAGAGGAAGAAGCUGAUGGAGGAGGAGGAGGAAGAGGAGGAGCCUGGCGCGUCGCAGGAGAUGCAGCCGCUGAUGUCAGCCCCGAAGCUGCCCGGGGCGCCACAGACUCCGCCCCCGCCUCCGGCCCCGCCCGGCCCUGGCAGGAGGAGGAACCCCUGCGUGUACCUGAGGAGUCUGGUGACCCCGCCCCCCGGUGGCGGCGCCGGGUCGCACAGUCACCGCCCCACGCAGCUCUGAACACGAGGGGGCGGGCUGUCUGUCGGCUCGGCCAAUAGGAAACCAGCACAAUCACAUGACCAGAGAGCAUCACCAGCUGAAGAUGACCUUCUGUCCUCAUCUUCAUCACCAUCAGCGACCUUCAUCCUUCCACCAAACUUUCCAGCCAAGAUGGAUUGGAAGCUUGGAAGGAUCUUUGCUCCAUCACAGCAGAUCAAUAGAAGUGUGUGUAUUAAUACUGAUGCUGUUGAAUCAGUUACACUGAAAAUGUCUCUGUGAUUCCCUCAGUUUGAAUGAAAAUCCAUUCUUUGUUCAUAACUCUUUCAUACAGCAGGGGGCGCUGCGGCGCCCCUUAUCCUGCCUGUCCCCUUUAAUUCUGUCUGAGCUGCUUAUUUAAAACAUGUAUUUAAUACAGGCCUUGUUUGUUCUGAAUGCCGCUGCCUUAUUCUAUGUGCUUUAUUCCUGGAGCUGCUGCAGAAACCCGGUCCGGUCCAAACAGGACCGGCGGUUCCGCCAGAACAAAUCAUCAAUGAUCUGUUCCUGCAGCAGCUCGGUCCAGUCAGCAGGAGAACGGUUUUUAUUUAAAAUAAAGGUGGUUGAUAUGUUUCUGCUUUAAUGUGCUGCUAGUCAGAAACGCCUGAAAUUAAUCCUGAAUUAUUCCUCUGAAAAUGGAGAAAUAAAGAGAAAUUAGACUGAGAUGACAAUAUUUUUGUUCAUAUUUUACUAAAAUCUUGAUCAUUUUUCUGAUUUGCCUUGAUGAAUCCUGAAAACGUGGGAUUAUUGUUGUGUAAUUUUUUAUCUGAAAGUGAGUGAAGGUUUUCUUUAAAUUAUGAGAUUCGUGUUUCAGGGAAGAGGAGCAGCAAACUGGACCGGAACCACCAGAACCAGAACCGCACCACAUUGGCACCCGGAUCCGAUAUCUGAUGUUGUUCUCCAUAUUGCUGCUGUUUGUGUUGAAGCAAAAUAGAGGAUUUUAUCUUCCUGUUGUGGUUAAAGGAGCAGAGCGAAGUACAAUAGUUUGCUUUUAUUCACGCAACUGCUUCAUGUUAAUUCCCUGAACAAACCUCUAAAAAUAACUGAAACUAACAAUAAAAUAAUAAUUCUGUAAAGUUCAAAUCUCUGAUGUAAAAUCAGAAUAUAAUAAAGACUUUUCAAGACAAA
This is a messenger RNA of Poecilia reticulata (guppy), 1845 nucleotides long. Lineage: Eukaryota; Metazoa; Chordata; Actinopteri; Cyprinodontiformes; Poeciliidae. The record is from RefSeq and is a predicted model, not a curated record.